UUGUUGUGAUACUACCACAUUGGUCUAUUUGUUUACUCUAAAAUAAGGUUCGCUUCCCUGCCCAGCUUCUCAUCUCCACUGACUGCACACCAACUCUUGUCUGGUCAACAGCAACGACAACCUCAACCCUCUACCAGCUUCAAGUUAUGUCUUCACUGGUCAACUCUCCUAAAAAGUACUACAUCAAGCCGCCGGCUUCAGCCGUCAGUCCUUCAGCAUCACUCUCGUCGUCUCUCUCUUCGCGCCCGACUACGCCGGUCAGCUCACUGCAUAAUAAUGGCGCAAAUCAUCCGCCCUUGCAACGAGCAGCUUCGCCAAAGAGAGUGGUCAGAUCUAGAGAGUCGCCUGCGAAAGCCUUUGAUGGGGAUUUGAGGUCCUCGGUCAACCUGGCACCGCCGAAGGAUACGGGUGGUGCGCCUGCAUCUAAGGUCGCAUCAACACAUCUAGUCUCCCGACCCCGUUCACCUCUGAGACGGCCCACUUCAUCGGCUUUAUUGAGAGAGAGUCACUCUAGUUUCUCUAGCGAUGCGACGGCUGAAAAUCCUGCUCACGAACGGUCUCUAUCGGUGCGAUCUUCGAUGGGUUCCUUCACUCCCAACAAGCUCAUGACAUCAGCACUGCCACGGUCCAGCGCUGCUUCCUCCGAAGAUUUCUCUCAAGAUUUAGCAUCAUCUGGUCAGGGGAAUGUACGAGUACUAGUACGUGCUCGUCCAUUUGUGCCGCGUGAGGUAGCGGCAGGUAGUCGCUGCCUGCUGUCGAUGGAUUCGAGCGCGGACAUCACUAUUAUUCAUUCUGAAGAGACCAUCAAUGGUAGCGACAAAACCGAUACAGCAUCUAUACAGCGGCGCUCAAAGCUUUCAAAGGAGUUUGUUUUCGAUGCAUCACUUUGGUCAGUAGAUAAAUCGACUUCAAAUCGCUUCAUUGGUCAGCCUGAGCUGUACAAAACCGUCGGAAAGGAAUUUUUGGAUCACAGUUUCAACGGCUAUCAUACCUGCAUUUUGGCUUAUGGUCAGACUGGCUCUGGGAAAUCAUAUACAAUGAUAGGCUCUGAUAAUGAGCCAGGAAUUAUACCUCAAACUUGUUAUGACCUCUUUGACCGCGUCAAGCAGAUGACGACAAGCACCACCAGUUUCACAGUGAAAGUAACGUUUUUUGAAAUCUAUAACGAGAACGUUUAUGAUCUCCUGACUUCAAGGAGUUUGAAGGGCCAGCCGACUCCGUUGAAAGUCAGGGAAUCGCCUGUCGAUGGUCCCUACGUCAAAGAUUUAUCGUCGCACUCAGUUCAUAACUUUGAAGAAGUGGAAAAUCUUUUAAGGAAAGGAAAUGAACUACGUGCUACAGCGUCAACAAAUAUGAAUGAUUCUUCUAGUCGGUCACAUGCGGUUUUCACUUUGAGUCUCAAAAAGAUAGUGAGCGAUCCUAUUUUAGACGAAACAACCGAAGAAAUGAACGCCCGAAUACGCUUUGUUGAUCUUGCAGGAUCUGAGAGGGCAAACUCCACAGGGGCCAGCGGGAGCCGCUUAAGAGAAGGAUCUAAUAUCAACAAAAGUCUCACCACUUUAGGGCGAGUGAUCAACAUUCUUUCGGAGUCGGCACUUUCCAGCAAAAAGAAGGAACUAGUCCCUUACAGAGACUCGACGUUGACUUGGCUUCUGAAAGAUAGUUUGGGCGGCAAUAGUAAAACAGCAAUGAUUGCCUGUGUAAGCCCCUGCGACUACGAAGAGACUCUUUCUACUUUACGAUACGCCAGCCGAGCGAAACAUAUCCGAACCCGUGCGGUUGUCAAUCAGGAUAUUAUAUCGGCUGCCGAACGCGAUCAGAAGUUAUUGGAAAUGCAAGACACGAUCAACAAACUUCAAGAUACUCUUGCUACUACGACAAAUUCGCAGAAGUUGCAGUCAGAUAGCCAGGUUCAGGAGCUGGAGAAGUUUCGAAAAGUUAUUCAAUACUACGAGGAGAGAGCUGAAGUGGAAGAAUCAAAACGUCGCGCUCUCCUACAAGAGAAUGACACUGUUAAGAGGCAUAUUAAGCUGAUGGCAGGACACGUGAAGGACAUGAGACGGGUCAUUGAUCGGCCUGUUACUCUACCUGAAUCUCUGCUUGAGGAGUGGAAUUCUCUGAUGACUGACGUCGGAAACUUUAGAGAAGGCUUAACUUCUGAUAUAUUGCGCCACGCUAAUAGAAGUGUGGUUGCCUAAUUAUUUGGCGUGUGGCGGUUCAUGAUAGUUGGCUUGGGAAGUGUAUGAUUUCGUAGAAUAUAU
Molecule: messenger RNA, 2261 nt
Organism: Myxozyma melibiosi
Lineage: Eukaryota; Fungi; Ascomycota; Lipomycetes; Lipomycetales; Lipomycetaceae
Product: P-loop containing nucleoside triphosphate hydrolase protein
Exons: 2
Coding region: 147-2198 (683 amino acids)
Biological process (GO): microtubule-based movement
Molecular function (GO): microtubule binding; microtubule motor activity; ATP binding
Source: RefSeq, a predicted model, not a curated record